This is a messenger RNA of Wyeomyia smithii (pitcher-plant mosquito), 1976 nucleotides long. RefSeq names its product GDP-fucose protein O-fucosyltransferase 1. The transcript is spliced from 2 exons. Gene Ontology annotation, biological process: protein O-linked glycosylation via fucose; Notch signaling pathway. The record is from RefSeq and is a predicted model, not a curated record. Bases 83 to 1285 code for a protein of 400 amino acids. Gene Ontology annotation, molecular function: peptide-O-fucosyltransferase activity. NCBI's taxonomy places the organism in Eukaryota, Metazoa, Arthropoda, Insecta, Diptera, Culicidae.
CCCCUCGCUCGCUGCUAGUGAAGCAAAAACGAAAACAACGUUUGCCGGCUUAAAGUGGGAGUCGAAUUUCAUUGGUUUUACGAUGAAUAUUUUAGUUAAAAUUGUUAUUUUAAGUGCAGUUGUGGUACAGAGAGUGCGAACUGUUAGUAUAGAUGAAAAUGGAUAUAUUCUAUACUGUCCGUGCAUGGGUCGAUUCGGAAAUCAGGCGGAUCAUUUUUUGGGUGCACUUGGAUUUGCUCAUGGGUUGAAUCGAACUCUCGUACUACCACCCUGGGUCGAAUAUCGGAAAGGGGAAGUCAAAUCGAUUCAGGUUCCGUUCGAUACGUACUUUCAGGUGGAACCCCUGUUGGAAUAUCACAAAGUUACAACGAUGGAAGAUUUUAUGAAGAAUGUGGCACCCUCACUAUGGCCUUCUCAGGAAAGGACUUCGUUCUGUUAUAUGGAGCGAAUAGGACUUGAUGGUAAAACGGACGGGGGUUGUAACGCGAAAAGUGGAAAUCCAUUCGGGCCGUUUUGGGAUACCUUCGUUGUAGAUUUUGUAAAAUCGGAAUUUUUUGGACCGAAGUUGAAUUAUGAUGUGUAUCAUCAUGAUAUGGCAAGUAAAUGGAAUGAAAAAUAUCCAGCGGAAAAGUGGCCUGUAAUCGCAUUCACAGGAGCACCGGCCAGUUUUCCGAUUCAGUCGGAAAAUAGAGAACUUCAUAAAUAUCUUAAGUGGUCGAAAAAUAUCGAUGAUGCUGCUCGUGACUUCAUCAAAAACUCACUGCCCAAAGGGGCAUUCAUGGGAAUUCAUUUGCGAAAUGAAAUAGAUUGGGUGCGAGCAUGCGAACACGUUAAAGAUAGCUCCAACCUGUUCUCCUCUCCACAGUGCCUCGGAUAUCGCAAUGAAAAAGGAUCGCUAACGCUAGACAUGUGCUUGCCCUCAAAAGACGUCAUCAUUCGCCAGAUCAAGCGGCAAAUAAAGAAUCACAAAGAGCUGCACAAAAACAACGAAAUCAAGUCUAUCUUCGUUGCUUCGGAUGGAAAUCACAUGAUUCAUGAUUUAAACGACGCUUUAAAAAGAAUGGACAUCGUGGCACUCAAAUUGUCAGAUAAUAACCCACAUCUGGAUUUGGCAAUCCUGGGAAUGUCUAAUCAUUUCAUUGGUAACUGUGUGUCAUCCUACUCGGCCUUCGUGAAGCGGGAACGCGAUGCUAAGGGAUUCCCGUCCACGUUUUGGGCAUUCCCCGCGGAGAAACACAUACCCAAGACAAAAGCAGGCUCGGCAUCGACUCAUGAAGAACUGUGAUGGAAUGGAAUUACUAGCAGAAAUUGACCGAACUGGGAAAAACGCGUUAACCUAGGUUUUUUUUUGUUUGUUUGUUUUGUUGAUGUGGUCGAAAUAAUAAAGCAGAAAAAGUUUGUGGCUUACGAACGAGUCUCGGUCUUGGAUGGUUUCGCCGCAUGCUAACGUCAAUAGUUGCAGUACACAUACUACUGUAUCGCUGUUCAUGGGCGUCCUUCGCGGUACGUUUGGCUAGCUCCGGCAGUUUUGAAGCUGCGAUGAUGUGCCUGUUUUGACGAAACUAUUGCAAACAGAUACCGCUUGAAAGGCUAGGCCACGAAACCGUACACGUUAUACUGCAGCGCGAUAAUCAUGUUCCACUUGAAUGAUUUUCGUAGUUAGGUUAAAGUAAGUUGAAGCAGCCGACUUAGUGCAGUUGAUAAUGUCACGUUUUUGUGACUAUUCUACUAUUUAUUUACUUUCUUGGAUAAAUUUAGUUUUUUAAAUUAGCAUACGAAACAUUAUUAUGAUUCUUGAUCUACUUGAAACAAUUAGAAAAAAUCAGCUCAGAAAUUCAAUUACUACUCUAACGCGUUUUUUAGGUAAAUUAUGCAAUAGCAUUAAUAGGAUUAUUGACAUGAUCUACAAUUAUAGUCUAAUAUCAAAUUAAAUUAUCAAAUUGCAUUCGAUAAAUUCGUUGACAUUUAUUUAGCAU